This is a messenger RNA of Rotaria sordida, 414 nucleotides long. The record is from the annotation of a GenBank genome assembly. Lineage: Eukaryota; Metazoa; Rotifera; Eurotatoria; Philodinida; Philodinidae.
AUGACAACAUUUAUAACGGCAACUAAUAUACCACCAUCAACAGCCAUGAUAACAGAAUUAUCACAAUCCUCUGAUGAUGAGCAAAAUCCAACUGCUAUUUUUCCAAAUCAUCAUUUUACUCUUGACGAUUUACAAUCAGCUUCAAAAUCUUUUCCUUUGACAGAUGAUGAGAAUCUAAGCAAUGAAGAAAAUGAUUAUCCUGAAUCAUUUCAUUAUAAAAAUAUUUGGCCACAAUUAUUUAACAGACGUUAUGCAAACAAAGUUAUUCGUGGUGGUAUUUCAAAUGUUAAUGGUGUUGAUGCUCGUGUUUGGGCAAUACCAUAUCGAUUUGGUAAACGAGCUGCUAUGCCUUAUCGAUUUGGUAAACGUGCUGGCAUGCAUUUUCGACUUGGAAAAAAAAGCAUCACAUUAUAA